This is a messenger RNA of Helobdella robusta, 960 nucleotides long. RefSeq lists its product as hypothetical. The transcript is spliced from 5 exons. The record is from RefSeq and is a predicted model, not a curated record. Bases 1 to 960 code for a protein of 319 amino acids. Gene Ontology annotation, biological process: protein ubiquitination; rescue of stalled cytosolic ribosome. NCBI's taxonomy places the organism in Eukaryota, Metazoa, Annelida, Clitellata, Rhynchobdellida, Glossiphoniidae. Gene Ontology annotation, molecular function: ubiquitin protein ligase activity; ribosome binding.
AUGUCUUCAGCUUCGGCUGUAGUAGACCGUACUACACGUACGCGUACCUUAUCGGUGGAUGACAACUGCUGUCCGGUCUGCCACGAGACCAUUGAAAUCUACGCGAUAGGGAUGUGCAAUCAUCCCAUUUGUUUCAGGUGCUCGACCAGGUUGAGGAUUCUCUGCGAACAGAAUGACUGCGCUAUUUGCAGAUCCAAUCUCAAACACGUUGUGUUUAUAAAAAAGAAAGAGAAGUUUGAAAAGAUUGCUGUACAUUCUUUCUGCCUCUCCAAGGAUGUCAUGAUUUUCUCAGAAUCUGAGGAAGUAAAACAGAAAUAUCAGGACCUUCUCAAACACAAGUGCAAGUUAUGUAACAAAGAAGAGGAGUUUGGCAGUUUUACGCUGUUGAAGAAUCACAUGCGAGACAUGCACUCUCUUCUCUCUUGCCAGCUCUGCCUCGAACAUCUCAAACUCUUCUCUAGCGAACGAAAGUUUUACACUCGCCAAGAGAUGGUGCAGCACAAAAAGUUUGGUGAUGUGAACGACAAGUCAUACAAGGGUCAUCCACUCUGCAAGUUUUGUGACGAGAGGUACUUUGACAACGAUGAACUGAACAAACAUCUGAGGAAGGCUCACUUCUACUGCCACAUUUGUGAAGAAAAUGGAGUCACCGGGGAAUACUAUUGCCAGUACAGUGACCUGCACGUGCACUUCAGGGAGCAACACUUUGUGUGUGAAGAGGGGCCGUGCAAGGAUGCCCAAUGGAGUAACGUCUUCAGGUCUCAGAUUGAUUUGAAUGCCCACAAGCUGGAACAGCAUAGUGCCUCAAUGGCUAGGUCUGACAGAGGACAGUUGAGAGUCAUUAACAUAGAUGUGAACUAUCACAACCCACGUCAGUCUGCUGCAGCUGCUGACGUGGCUACCAACAACCUCGACAGACUAAGAGGUUUGUGGCUUCUUGUUCGUAGGAAGUUGGAGUGA